Molecule: messenger RNA, 351 nt
Organism: Stylonychia lemnae
Lineage: Eukaryota; Ciliophora; Spirotrichea; Sporadotrichida; Oxytrichidae
Source: the annotation of a GenBank genome assembly
AUGUCUGAAGAAGUUAAAGCAGUUCACAGAGAGCCUCAUCCAUUCAUUGGCAUUCAUCAGAUUCAUAAUUUUGUUGGAAAGCCAGUUGCUUUUGUUGGCAAAGUCGAUCGCUUUGAAGAUAACAACAUGAUAAUGAAAACAGCAGAAGAUAAAGAAGUUAAAAUUAUCAAAUUCAGAGGUGAUUAAAAUAAGAUGCACAAUGUUAUUGAAGUAAGAGGCAUUGUCAACAAGGAUGAUACUAUCAGCUAUGGUGAAUUCACCUAAUAUGACAAUGAAUUCGAUUUGACUACUUACGAAAGCAUGCUAGAAUACUAUCAUGGCAUGUGCAGAGACCUAUGUAUCAGAAGUUGA